AUGAUAGAGUUAACUUCAACAGGUUCAACAUGUUAUAAAACUGUACUGUACAAUCAAGUGAUCGAGAUGGAAAACCUAGUCAUCGAAUAUGAACGCCUUAAGAAUGAAUAUCAAAUCUUGAAUAUGAAAUAUGAAUCAUCAGAAGGUAUCAUCAGAGCACUCAAUACAACUGUUGAAACUCAAUCAAGUUUCAUCGACAACUUGAAGGGUCAAUCUAAAACAUACCCUUCUACUUCUCAAAAUUCUUUCCAUGUCUUUACCAUCUCUGAGGAUACUAAGGUGCCAACUUCGGUCAAAGAUGAUGACUCCAAUUAA
Messenger RNA from Heterostelium album PN500, 315 nucleotides. RefSeq lists its product as uncharacterized. The coding region runs from base 1 to 315 and encodes 104 amino acids. The record is from RefSeq and is a predicted model, not a curated record. Lineage: Eukaryota; Evosea; Eumycetozoa; Acytosteliales; Acytosteliaceae. The transcript is spliced from 3 exons.